Acomys russatus (golden spiny mouse) is the source of this 4155-nucleotide messenger RNA. RefSeq names its product huntingtin interacting protein 1 related (gene Hip1r). Lineage: Eukaryota; Metazoa; Chordata; Mammalia; Rodentia; Muridae. Gene Ontology annotation, molecular function: clathrin light chain binding; phosphatidylinositol-3,4-bisphosphate binding; phosphatidylinositol-3,5-bisphosphate binding. The coding region runs from base 118 to 3324 and encodes 1068 amino acids. Gene Ontology annotation, biological process: endocytosis; clathrin coat assembly; actin filament organization. Gene Ontology annotation, cellular component: clathrin-coated vesicle; actin cortical patch. The record is from RefSeq and is a predicted model, not a curated record. The transcript is spliced from 32 exons.
GGCUCCUCCCCGCGCGGCGCGGCCCGGCCCGGCCCGCGACCUCCGGGUGCCUAGGCUCGGGCCCGGCGGUGACGCCUCAUUCGCUCGGAGCUGGGCCGGGAUACGGUCGGCGACAGCAUGAACAGCAUCAAGAACGUGCCGGCGCGGGUGCUGAGCCGCAGGCCGGGCCACAGCCUGGAGGCCGAGCGCGAGCAGUUCGACAAGACGCAGGCCAUCAGCAUCAGCAAAGCCAUCAACAGCCAGGAGGCCCCCGUGAAGGAGAAGCAUGCCCGGCGCAUCAUUCUGGGCACUCACCAUGAGAAGGGGGCCUUCACCUUUUGGUCCUAUGCCAUUGGCCUGCCGCUGCCCAGCAGCUCCAUCCUCAGCUGGAAGUUCUGCCAUGUCCUUCACAAAGUCCUCCGAGACGGACACCCCAAUGUGCUGCAUGACUGCCAGCGCUACAGGAGCAACGUCCGUGAGAUCGGCGACCUGUGGGGCCAUCUUCGUGACCAGUAUGGACACCUGGUGAAUAUCUACACAAAACUGUUGCUGACCAAAAUCUCUUUCCACCUCAAGCACCCCCAGUUUCCUGCAGGCCUGGAAGUAACAGAUGAGGUGCUGGAGAAGGCGGCAGGAACCGAUGUUAAUAACAUUUUCCAGCUCACCGUGGAGAUGUUUGACUACAUGGACGGUGAACUGAAGCUUUCUGAGUCAGUGUUCAGGCAGCUCAACACAGCCAUCGCGGUGUCCCAGAUGUCAUCCGGCCAGUGCCGUCUGGCCCCCCUCAUCCAGGUCAUCCAGGACUGCAGCCACCUGUACCACUACACAGUGAAACUCAUGUUCAAGUUGCACUCCUGUCUCCCAGCAGACACCCUGCAAGGCCACAGGGAUCGGUUCCACGAGCAGUUUCACAGCCUCAAAAACUUCUUCCGCCGAGCCUCGGACAUGCUGUAUUUCAAGCGCCUCAUCCAGAUCCCGAGACUGCCUGAGGGACCCCCCAAUUUCCUACGGGCCUCAGCCCUGGCUGAGCACAUCAAGCCUGUGGUGGUGAUUCCAGAGGAGGCUCCGGAGGAGGAGGAGCCGGAGAACCUCAUUGAGAUCAGCAGUGGGCCCCCUGCUGCAGAGCCAGGGGUAGUGGCUGACCUUUUUGAUCAGACCUUUGGUCCUCCCAAUGGCUCUCUGAAGGAUGACAGGGACCUCCAGAUAGAGAACUUGAAGAGAGAGGUGGAGACCCUUCGUGCUGAGCUGGAGAAGAUCAAGAUGGAGGCCCAGCGGUACAUCUCACAGCUGAAGGGCCAGGUCAACGCCCUGGAGGCGGAGCUGGAGGAGCAGCGGAAGCAGAAGCAGAAGGCCCUGGUGGACAACGAGCAGCUGCGCCACGAGCUGGCCCAGCUGCAGGCCUUGCAGCUGGAGGGCGCCCGCAACCAGGGCCUGCGCGAGGAGGCGGAGAGGAAGGCCAGUGCCACGGAGGUGCGCUACAGCAAGCUGAAGGAGAAGCACAGCGAGCUCAUCAACACGCACGCGGAGCUGCUCAGGAAGAAUGCAGACACGGCCAAGCAGCUGACAGUGACACAGCAGAGCCAGGAAGAGGUGGCCAGGGUAAAGGAGCAGCUGGCCUUCCAGAUGGAACAAGUGAAACGUGAAUCUGAGAUGAAGAUGGAAGAGCAGAGUGACCAGUUGGAAAAACUCAAGCAGGAGCUGGCAGCCAAGACAGGAGAGCUGGCCCGUGCACAGGAGGCCCUGAGCCGCACCGAGCAGAGUGGGUCAGAGCUGAACUCCCGGCUAGACACACUGACUGCAGAGAAGGACGCACUGAGCGGAGCCGUGCGGCAGCGUGAAGCCGAGCUGCUGGCUGCCCAGAGCCUGGUGCGGGAGAAGGAAGAGGCCCUUAGCCAUGAGCAGCAGCGCAGCUCCCAGGAGAAGAACGAGCUUCGGGGGCGGCUGGCAGAAAAGGAGUCUCAGGAGCAGGGGCUUCGGCAGAAGCUGCUGGAAGAGCAGUUUGCGGUGCUGCGAAGCGCGGCUGCUGAGGCGGAGGCCAUUCUGCAGGAUGCAGUGAGCAAGCUGGACGACCCCCUGCACUUGCGCUGCACCAGCUCCCCAGACUACUUGGUGAGCCGAGCCCAGGCAGCCCUGGACACCGUGAGUGCCCUGGAGAAGGGCCACACCCAGUACCUGGCAUCUUCUGAAGAUGCCUCUGCCCUGGUGGCAGCCCUGACCCGCUUCUCCCAUCUGGCCGCGGACACCAUUGUCAAUGGCGGAGCCACUUCCCACCUGGCUCCCACUGACCCUGCUGACCGCCUGAUUGACACGUGCAGGGAGUGUGGAGCCCGGGCCCUGGAGCUCAUGGGUCAGCUGCAGGAUCGCACAGUGCUCCCGAGGGCACAGCCCAGCCUGAUGCGGGGGCCCCUGCAGGGCAUUCUUCAGCUGGGCCAGGACCUGAAGCCUAAGAGCCUGGAUGUGCGGCAAGAGGAGCUAGGGGCCAUGGUUGACAAGGAGAUGGCGGCCACGUCUGCAGCCAUUGAGGACGCUGUGCGGAGGAUUGAGGACAUGAUGAAGCAGGCCCGCCAUGAGAGCUCGGGGGUGAAACUGGAGGUGAAUGAGAGGAUCCUCAACUCCUGUACAGACCUGAUGAAGGCCAUCCGGCUCCUUGUGAUGACCUCCACCAGCCUGCAGAAGGAAAUUGUGGAGAGUGGCAGGGGGGCAGCGUCGCAGCAGGAAUUUUAUGCCAAGAAUUCACGGUGGACUGAAGGCCUCAUCUCCGCCUCUAAGGCGGUGGGCUGGGGAGCCACACAGCUGGUGGAGUCAGCUGACAAAGUCGUUCUUCAUAUGGGCAAAUACGAAGAACUCAUCGUCUGUUCACAUGAGAUUGCAGCCAGCACUGCCCAGCUGGUGGCGGCCUCGAAGGUAAAAGCCGACAAGCACAGUCCACACCUGAGCCGCCUGCAGGAGUGUUCCCGCACUGUCAACGAGAGGGCGGCCAGCGUGGUGGCCUCCACCAAAUCGGGCCAGGAGCAGAUCGAGGACAGAGACACCAUGGACUUCUCUGGCCUGUCCCUCAUCAAGCUGAAGAAGCAGGAGAUGGAGACCCAGGUACGAGUCCUGGAGCUGGAGAAGACACUGGAGGCAGAGCGUGUCCGGCUCGGGGAGCUGCGGAAACAGCAUUAUGUGCUGGCUGGGGUGAUGGGGACACCUGGUGAGGAAGAGCCCAGCAGACCCAGCCCAGUUCCCCGAAGUGGGGCCACCAAGAAGCCGCCCUUGGCGCAGAAACCCAACAUAGCGCCCAGGCAGGACAGCCAGCUCGACAAAAAGGAUGGUGUCUACCCAGCUCAGCUUGUGAACUACUAGGCCCCCUAAGCUGCUCAGCAGGAUGGCUGCUGCUCAUACCUGGGCCCCGUGUGGCUGUCCGGCAAUGGUCAAGAGGUCCUGAGAGGCCUCAGACUCCUGCAUCUGGAGCCCAAAGCAGUAUCCCCAAGGCCCCAGCCUUCACCUGCCCAAGGGGUCUGGGCCCUGUGGGGAUAGUUCAUCAAGAUGUGUCUAUUUAUCUUCAGUAGGAACUGCCCAGAGCAGCCGGGACCCAGGAGGCCUGAGCCAGAGCUCUGCAGUGAACAUCUGGGAUGGUUUGAAUAUUGCAAGUUAUUUCUUUUUUUUUUUCUAAGUCUAGUCAGCACACUGGGAAAAGGCCACAUAAGCCAGGAGCCUCUCUGCCUCUCACUCAAAAGCUUGAGGCCAUAACUGAACAGAAAGAGGGUCCCUGCUGGCUGCUGGGGACAAAGGGAUGACUUGUGGCUCUUGAGAGAAGAGCAGGUGGGCUGUCCUGUGUCAUCCUCCCGGGUCCUGGUGCUAGGGCGUCCAUACUGGGAGCCCCAGGAGACCAGGCUUUGUGUGGGAGCCUGGCAACAGAGUGGCCUGGGCUGCUCCUGGGCUGUGCCUGUGGGCAGCCUGCCUCAGGUGCUGCCUCUACCCUUGAGUUUCUAUUCCAUCCCCCCACUUCCUGUUUUCCCUUCUCCUGGCCUGGCUGCUUCCACUAGUGUGGCUGCUUACCCACCCAGUGGGUAGAGUCCAGCCCUCCUAAAGCUGGGCCCUUUCAGCUCGCUAGGGAGCUAUUUAAAAAAAAAAAAAAGCAGAAGCCAGGCCCAGGUUUCUGGGGGCUUAGGAAGUCCUGAUGGGCCCUCAGAG